AGCUGGGCGCCGGGCAGUCCGGAGGCGGGGGCCACGUCAGCUGGGCGGCGGGGCUCGCCCGGGAGCCGGCGGGGAGCCGGCAGACCAGCGCCAUGCGGCGAGGCGCGCUCUUGGCAGGAGCCCUGGCCGCUUACGCCGCGUACCUGGGGCUGGGUGCAUUGCUGGUGGCGCGGCUGGAGCGGCCGCACGAGGCUCGACUCCGCGCGGAGCUGGAGACGCUGCGGGAGCAGCUGCUGCGGCGCAGCCCGUGCGUAUCCGCCCCCGCCCUGGAUGCUUUCGUGGAGCGGGUGCUGGCGGCCGGCCGGCUGGGGCGCGCCGCGCUAGCCAACGCUUCGUGGCCAGCCAACGCUUCGGACCCCUCCUGGGACUUUGCCUCGGCUCUCUUCUUUGCCAGCACGCUGGUCACCACCGUGGGCUACGGCUACACGACACCGCUGACUGACGCAGGCAAGGCCUUUUCCAUCGCCUUUGCCCUCCUGGGUGUGCCGGCCACCAUGCUGCUGCUGACCGCCUCGGCCCAACGCCUGUCGCUGCUGUUGACCCAUGCACCCCUGUCCUGGCUGAGCACGCGUUGGGGCUGGGACUCCCGGCGGGCAGCCCGCUGUCACCUGGUGGUCCUGCUGGGGUUCGUGGUGACCAUCUGCUUCUUGGUGCCCGCUGCAGUCUUUGCCCACCUUGAGGAGGCCUGGAGCUUCCUGGAUGCCUUCUACUUCUGCUUCAUCUCUCUGUCCACCAUCGGCCUGGGUGACUAUGUGCCUGGGGAGGCUCCUGGCCAGCCCUACCGGGCACUCUACAAGGUGCUGGUCACAGCCUACCUCUUCCUGGGGCUGGUCGCCAUGGUUCUGGUGCUGCAGACUUUCCGCCACGUGUCCGACCUUCAUGGCCUCACAGAGCUCAUCCUGCUGCCCAGACCGUGCCCUGCCAGCUUCAAUGAGGAUGAGGACGAUCGGGUGGAUAUUCUGGGCUCCCAGCCAGACCUACACCAGCAACUCAAUGCUGGCUCCCAUGCCAACUAUGCCUCCAUACCCAGGUAGCUGGGGCAGGCACCCUGACGCUGGAUGGACUUGGCCUUUGGCUGAGGGGCCAGAUGACUGGAGCUGAUGUAUUAGAACAUCAUGGGCACAUGCUGGUGUCAUAAGGCACUGCCACCAACUGUCUGUCCUUUGUUGUACCUCUCCUGGGCUCCCCCAGCACCAGCAUCACCUUGUUCUCCCAGCCCUUUCUCUUACCUCCACCAUAUUCUGUGCCUCUCUGGCUUUCUCACUGUCUAUGUCUUUCCCUCUUACCAUCUCUUUGUUUCUUAUCCUUUUACUUACUACAUCUGCCUCUCUCACUCAGCCAUGCCAGUUCUAUCAGCCUCUGGGCUCAGACCUCAUUUUGGGCACUAGAUCGGUCACUACACCUUGGGCAAGUGACUGCCCUCCCUGAACCUUGAUUUCCUUGUCUGUCAGGUGGGAAGAAUAUACUCACUCAUCCAAAACUCCCUCCUCUGUGCCAGCCCACAUUGGGCAGUACUAGGGACACAGUAGUGGUCGAGGUAGCUGGGCCCCCCUCUCAUAGGGCUCACAGUCCAGUGAGGUAGACAGACCUGUCCACAUACAGUGAGCCCAGACUGGCAGGACUUCAGUGGGGGAGGGAGAGUGGUCAGUGGUGUGAUGGACAAAUAGGGAAUGUACCCAAUCCAACUUUGAAGGUCAGGGAGGGCUUCCUGGAGGAAGGGACAACUGAACUCAGUCCUGAAAUAUGAAGAGUAGUCAAGGAAAGAAGGUGUACCUGAUUUUCCUCAGGUGUCACCAGGAAACAAGACCCAAGCAGAGAGCCCUGGGGUAGGCCUAGGUGCUAGAAUCUUCCUGAGUAGCCUGUCACGCAGGAAACAGGAUCCCAGUCUGGAUCCAAAUGACAUGGAAGGUACUGCUCUUAUUUGUGACACCAUUGUAAAAGCCACCCCCGUUUACUGAGCACUAAUUGCGUAUUGCGCACUGAGCUCAGGAGCCAGCCUGCUAGGGCUCAGUUCCCAACUCAGCUGUGUCCUUCCCAUGUUCUCAGACAAUCACUUCCCAUCUGUGAUUCUCAGGUCCCUCGUCUGUAAAAUGGCAAUAAUAAUAGUACCCAUUUCAUUUCACAAGAUGACUUCACAGCGCCUGCCAUGUUUUUCUGUGAUGCUUUCUUUGGCCAGGCCCUGUUUUGUGUACUUUACAUAUGAGGAAGAUAAUAUUAUCAUCCCCUUUCCACACAUGAGAGACUGAGGCACAGGGAGGGGAGGUCCCUUGUCUUAGACACAGAGCUAGGAGGUAAUUUGUUAUUCCCCCCAGAUUUUCCCCCUCCCGAGAUGGUACCUCAGUAAUAGCAUUUACUGCCAAAGGCCCAUCAACUGAACUGUUACCUCUACCAAGCCCUUUGGAGGUGACAGAAAGAACGGGACAUCUGAGCUGGGCCUUGACAGUAGACAAGUGGAGAAUGCAUGGGGAGGGCAUUCCUGGCAGGUGGAACCAAGUGUGCAAAGGCCUGGAGGUAGGAAAGCAUGUUGGACGUCAGCUUCUGUGACAAGUGUGGAGUGAACGGGAGAAGGAGGGUGGAGUGGUUGACAUGGGCACAUCUUAAGUGUCUUUAAAUGCCCAGCUUGGGCACUUAGCUUCUUUCUUGAGGGCACUAGAGAGUUGUGGAAGGGUUUUGAGCAAGAGAAGGUCAUGAUUAGAUUUGUGCCAUAGGAAGAUUCCCCGUAGCUUCUCUGUGGACGUAGAUCAGAGUGGGCAACCAAGGCCAGGUGCCCAGGGGAGGCCGGGACAGGAACAAAGCAGGAGGUGAUGGGGCUGGGUAGGGCCAAGGGGAGGAGGUGCAGGUGGAGGGAUACAGGAGGCCAAGUGGACAGGCUAUAGGCCUUAUGGACUUGGGAAGGAUAAGGCCAGAGGAAGGCCCAAUGGAUGGUCAGCUGCCCUUGUGAUGGGAAUCUGGGACAAAGAACAGGGUUGAGGGGAGAUCCUCAGGCUGGCUUGGAACAUGGUGGUUGUGAGGGGCUAAAGAUACACAGGGAAAGAUAUCAGGAGGUCACAGGACCCUCGGAGCUGGGACUGAGGGGGUAGUGGAGGCCGGAGACAGAUUUGAGAACCAAGUCCAUGAGGGUGGGUGUGGCAGCCCUGGGUGGGGUGAAGAGAAGACCAGCCUCGAGAAAUCAGCCUUAGGGUACUUAUAUAUUUAUAUCAGGAAGCAAGGAUUUGGGCAGCAAGUAAUAAAAUCUUGAUUGGCACUAGGUAAAACAAUGACAUAAUUGUAUAUUGCACAACACCAAAGUUGGGGAGGGCUCUGGGCAUGAUACAACCCACAGCUCCAGGAGGACCUUAUGGCCCCAGAUUUCCUCUCUGCCACCCUCAGCUGAAGACUUGGCUUCCACAUGGGCUCCCCUCAUGGCCCCAAAGUGGCUGCUGCCGGUCCAGGCAUCACAACCAGACAUGGUAAUUUUUAGUACAAGAAAGAGGGGGCAGGCAUCAUUUCCCAUGUUAUCUCUUUGGAAGCAAGGAAACCAAAGCCUCCCAGCAGGCUUCCUUUUCCAUCUCAUUGGCCAAAGUUGGCUCACAUGUCCAUCCUAAAACAAUCAUUGGCCAGAGUGAUAGAGCCACUAUAAUUAGCUUGGAUUCCUCAGGAUUUCCCCUAAGGGGGGGAAACUGAGGCUGGGGAUAAGGUAUCAGUUUAGAUGCUGGUGAAUACUUGAAAGAAACUGGGCUUCUAUUAGAAAGGCAGAAGACUGGGAGGAUGGGUAGAGAUUGAUUAAUCAGCCAGGUCCAUCAUGUACAAUUAUGCAGAUUGGGACCUACAUAAGAGAUGCCUGGCUGGCAGGGUGGAAACAAAGAGGGGCUGAAGUUCAAAGCCAAAUAUGUCCAAAGGGGGCUUCUUUUCCUAAGUAACAUAAAGGCAAGCAGUGACCCUUCAACCAAUGUCUUCAUACCAGAGAGAAGAGCUUACAAAGGAGACAGAAAAGGAGUUCCAGAGAGGAGUAGGAAAGCCAGAAGGGUGAGGAGUAUUGGUAAGAGAUGAGAGAAUUUCAAGGCAGGAGAAGUCAACAUUGUCAAAUCAUGCUAAAAAGGCACAUGAGAUUGUUUUAAUAACAGUAAUAGAAAACACUUACUGUAUUUUGCCAUGUGUAAUGUGCAAUUUUUUUGCCCAAAUUUGUGAGGGAAAAAUAAGGAUGUGCA
Molecule: messenger RNA, 4187 nt
Organism: Hipposideros armiger (great roundleaf bat)
Lineage: Eukaryota; Metazoa; Chordata; Mammalia; Chiroptera; Hipposideridae
Gene: KCNK6
Product: potassium two pore domain channel subfamily K member 6
Exons: 3
Coding region: 93-1034 (313 amino acids)
Biological process (GO): stabilization of membrane potential; potassium ion transmembrane transport
Cellular component (GO): plasma membrane
Molecular function (GO): potassium ion leak channel activity; outward rectifier potassium channel activity
Source: RefSeq, a predicted model, not a curated record